AAAAAAGGGUAUUAUACGAUUAUUGAAGACUAAACGCAUGUCGUUUGUGUUCGAAAGCUUAUAGCCAACUGCCACCCAACGCACGACGAGAGUCGUGCAAGUCGAGUGUUAAUGGAGAAGGGUUCUGAGCAGCCAUGGAGGGUCCUCGAGUUCUACAGCGGUAUUGGUGGCAUGAGGUAUUCGUUAAUGAAGGCGGGAGUGAAUGCCAACGUUGUUGAAGCAUUCGACAUCAACGACACUGCCAACGAUGUUUAUCAGCACAACUUCGGACACCGUCCUUAUCAGGGUAACAUUCAGAGCCUUACUGCAGCUGAUCUCGACAGAUAUGGAGCGAAUGUAUGGCUUCUGUCUCCUCCUUGCCAACCUUAUACUAGACAAGGUCUCCAAAAGCAAUCUGGUGAUGCUCGGGCAUUUUCAUUUCUCCAGAUUCUUGAGUUGAUACCACACACUUCGCAACCUCCAAUAAUGUUAUUUGUGGAAAAUGUUGUUGGAUUUGAGACAUCUGAUACACAUGGAAAAAUGAUAGAGAUAUUGAGAAGAAGUGAUUUUGUUACACAGGAGUUCAUAUUGAGUCCCUUGCAGUUUGGUGUACCAUAUUCCAGGCCACGCUAUUUUUGCCUGGCAAAGAGGAAACCCUCAACCUUUCAUAGUCAACUUUUCAAUAAUCAGCUUCUUUGGUCCCCAAAGCCCUUAUUUGGGCAUACAAAUGCGGAUGACAAAGUGUUCUGUGAACUUGAUGAGCCGCAAGGGAGCUUGGAUAAGUUGCUUGAAUCUUGUGAGCCAAUAGAAAGGUUUCUUGAACUCAAGAAUUGCCGUGAUCAGCCGAACUUUGUGGACAGCACCACUGUUUCUACAGAUACCAUUGGAGUAUUGGAGAAAGAUGAAGAGAAUGGGUGUUGUACUAGCACCUUGGAUCAGUACUCUGUUCCCUCAAGCUUGAUAGAGAGAUGGGGAAGUGCCAUGGAUAUUGUCUACCCGGAUUCAAAGCGAUGCUGUUGUUUUACAAAAAGUUAUUAUCGAUAUGUGAAGGGUACUGGCUCCCUUUUGGCAACUGGGCAGCCAAAGAUAAAGGAUAAAGCAUCUUCACUGAAGGAACAAAGCCUUAGAUACUUUACCCCUAGAGAGGUUGCUAAUUUGCAUUCUUUGCCGGAAAGCUUUCAGUUUCCACAGCAAAUAAGCCUUAGACAAAGGUAUGCAUUGCUGGGAAACAGCUUGAGCAUCUCAGUGGUUGCUCCUUUACUCCAGUAUUUAUUUGCUGAAUCAUCAUGACUAUUAUUCCAAGACACAAACAUUAUACUCUGGUUACCAGCUACCCUACUUCUAACAUGUAAUAUGAACUAUGAUGUGCCUUCAUUUAGAAUGUAUCAAUAGUCACGGUGCCUCUGGAUUUUGUACGCUUUUCAUCCUUAUUCAUAUCCAGUCUGUACCAUCACAGGACUAUGAUCAUAGGAAUUGUUAUGAUAAUACGUUUGCUUAUUAAUGAAAAGUGACAAGUUUUUGCAAUCUGUA
Molecule: messenger RNA, 1509 nt
Organism: Rosa chinensis
Lineage: Eukaryota; Viridiplantae; Streptophyta; Magnoliopsida; Rosales; Rosaceae
Product: tRNA (cytosine(38)-C(5))-methyltransferase 2
Exons: 10
Coding region: 112-1269 (385 amino acids)
Molecular function (GO): methyltransferase activity
Source: RefSeq, a predicted model, not a curated record